UGGCUUCGAAGCAUCCCUCGUACAGCUCCUUGAGGUUUCUAGGCGCCCACAACGGGUUAGUAAAUUUUCUUCCAAAGGUGACCGUAUUUAGCCAAAGGGGUCGGUCAUAACUUACAGCUUCCCCGGUGGAGUAUCGGAUUCCUCACCGGCCUCCUUGUCGCCCUCUUCGAUCCCAACAACCUCUACUUGGAGAAUUGCCUCGUCUUUGUCGACUGCGAUGCCAACACCAGAGUCAGGACCGCAGUCUACAGCUGCGUUUAUCUGGCCUCGCUGGGUUGCGAGAAACUGGGCAGCUUGUUUCUCCUCUAGACUGAGCUUCUUCGUCUUAUUCUUGCUGAGCAGAGGAAUAUCUAGUUUCAUCAGUUUCAUGUUGAAAAAGGACGAGCCGCCCUCCUUUGCCUUCUUUGCCUUCUUGGCCUUCUUUGCAUCCUGCGUGUCCGCCAUGAGAGCUGUGGGGUCGCAGAUACACGGUAUUCUCAAAGUUGGUCGUUUCGGGUGCGAUAUGUCCAGAUGGCAGCACUCGAAGCCGCCGCCGCCGCCGCUGCUGCUGCUGCUGCUGCUGCUGCUGCUGCUGCUGCUGUUGCUGGUGAUCAGCGACAGCGAGAAUGAGACCUCGGAGGAAUUAUUAUCUGCCGCUGCUCCCGGAAAUGACAGGAGCUGGCCGCCCCCAAGUACAACUAAAUAUUCAAUACGCGUAUUUAAAAGGGCCUUGGCACACACUCAGUUCGCUGAGUGACGUCUUGGUCCAGAGCCCACUCCCAUCCUGACGAAUCAGGGCGUACUGGGGGUGCGGGAGGUUUCAGCUUCGGUAGCCACAUUGUAACCACCAGACAGACUUCC
Molecule: messenger RNA, 840 nt
Organism: Lasiosphaeria miniovina
Lineage: Eukaryota; Fungi; Ascomycota; Sordariomycetes; Sordariales; Lasiosphaeriaceae
Exons: 2
Coding region: 218-736 (172 amino acids)
Source: RefSeq, a predicted model, not a curated record